AUGACAAUUUUUCUAGAGGCAAUCACACAUGAUCCGAAAGCACGGAUGCACUGGGCACACUACUGGUGGAAUAUUGUCCAGCGCUACCUUGUCGUCAUCGAAGGUUGGCCCGAAAACAUACCUUUUGUCAACCUUAGCACAGUAUCCAGCACCCUACCUGAUUUGGAGAUGCUUUUGGACAAAUGGGAGACUGGAGAAAUCCAUUGGAAGCAUCUGGACAAAGACAAGUAUGAGAAACUUCGUCAAGAACGCCAUGAGAAGGUUAGCAGUGGCAAGGUCAUUGAAAAACGCCGCCAGACUCGCUCUGACAAAGGAAAGAAACACGAUCAGCCUUCGAACCACUCUAGUCACUGCAGGAAGACAUAUAAGAGCGCCCAAACCGUUAUAAGUGAUGACGAGUCAGACAUCCCUGAUGAUACAGCCUCCCGCAAGCAUACGCCUGCUGGCACCCCCAAGCUCACAUCAUCCACUCCUCCCGCUUCGUCGUUCUUCAAUGGUGAUAUGUUUGGCAUGGACUUCUUGCCUGCAAAUAGUCCUGGCGCUGGUACAUCUGUUGACAUGAGGUCCGAAUUCAAUUUUGAUGGUAUCUCAGGUAUGCUAGACUUCAUAAACUUUGAAUAG
This is a messenger RNA of Suillus bovinus, 621 nucleotides long. RefSeq lists its product as uncharacterized. Bases 1 to 621 code for a protein of 206 amino acids. NCBI's taxonomy places the organism in Eukaryota, Fungi, Basidiomycota, Agaricomycetes, Boletales, Suillaceae. The transcript has a single exon. The record is from RefSeq and is a predicted model, not a curated record.